Molecule: messenger RNA, 489 nt
Organism: Chelmon rostratus (copperband butterflyfish)
Lineage: Eukaryota; Metazoa; Chordata; Actinopteri; Chaetodontiformes; Chaetodontidae
Gene: ndufb4
Product: NADH:ubiquinone oxidoreductase subunit B4
Exons: 3
Coding region: 23-406 (127 amino acids)
Cellular component (GO): mitochondrion
Source: RefSeq, a predicted model, not a curated record
UAGCAUACGUCAUCAAACAAUCAUGGCGGACUACCGAGAGGCGCCCUUGGCCACUCGGCCAAAAACACUGGACCCAAAUGAGUAUUUCAACCUCUCGACGGAGCUGCGACGUGCCGAAGAAGAGAGGGGUGCACUUCGCUCGAAUCUGAAGCUGCAGUAUCAGACACAACUCAAUAACCCGCAUAGAAACGAGCUCAUUGAAGACCCUGCCUUGACACGCUGGGUGCAUGCACGUGGCAACUCCUACCCAUACUUCAGGCCCACAUUCAAGACAUCCCUGCUGGGUGCAAUGUUUGGAGUUGUCCCUCUCUUUGUCCUCUACUUUGUCUUCAAGACAGACAGGGAUAGGAAGGAGAAGCAGAUUCAGGAUGGAAUCCUCCAGCGCAAGUUCAGUUUGUCAUCAUGAGCUCUGAUGUAUAAAGACCUCCUUUAUGUAUUAGCAAUGUCAGUGCGUGUAAUUAUUAUUAUCCAAAUAAAAUGAUAUUGUCA